AUAAGACAAGAAAAAACAGAAACUUCCCCAGUCACGGCCCGAGCCCUAGGCACAAAGGAGAAGCCAUGAAGACGAUACCGCUCGCCGUCGCGAGGACGCUGCUCCGCCGGCAGACGACCCGCCGGAGGACUCUACCCCGCCGCACCAGCAGCGUCGUCACGGACAAGUUCGCCAAGCUCAGCGAGGUUGAAAGAGCCGAAGCGUCCAAGUACCUUGAUCAAAGGGAUGCGGAGGCUGAGAGAAAGCUGGUUCAGCAAGUGGAUAUGUACCUCCAAGGCCGGCCAACCUUUUCGAAAGAUGAUGGGAUAUUCAACCGGGUGCUGACCUUCUUCGGAGUGCCCCCUGGUGAGCGCAGGGCAAAGCUGCUCUGGCGUGCCAACUUCGCCGGCCUGUUCCUCGUGUCCUGGGCAAUCGGUGACUGGCAAGCACGGACUUAUCUAUUAGAACAAGCAGCAGAAGAAGAAAGCACAGACAAUGCCGCCUAGUGCAGGUCUCUUGAGGAGCAGAAGAAGGAAAUCAUAUCACUAAUUGGAGUAGCUAAAGUUUUUGUGAUCAUGUGAAGUUGUAGGAUCAAGUGGACUUCUCCAAUGGCAUUGGAUGUAGCCUUUUUUGGCUCUCUUUUUACCCUUGAGGAUUAUGAACAGCAGGAGAUGAGAGUAACAAGAAACCAAAACCAUUUAUCCAGUGUUUGCAAGCAAUUCACGGUCACUCGUAAUGGAUUCGUGUUCUGUAUAACGUUAAUGAUCAUGGAUGCCUGUUGCCUGCAAGACACAUUGGUCCAUCUUGUAACGCCCAGAUUGUAGCAGAGCUAGCUGUCUGUGUAUGCCUUGAUAAAAUUAUGAAAAUUGUUUUUUUUUGCUGUUGCUGU
This is a messenger RNA of Panicum virgatum (switchgrass), 868 nucleotides long. RefSeq lists its product as uncharacterized. Lineage: Eukaryota; Viridiplantae; Streptophyta; Magnoliopsida; Poales; Poaceae. The coding region runs from base 66 to 485 and encodes 139 amino acids. The transcript has 4 exons. The record is from RefSeq and is a predicted model, not a curated record.